GCUUUGUACCGAAGUGGAUAGAGAGCGGAAAGCCAGCAAGACACCAACGAGGGAAACUAAAUCGGAUAAGGACUCUUUGUCAGGGAUCGGAACAUUUGACUGUCAUCAUGCCGAGAAUAGACAAUGACAUCAAACUCGACUUCAAGGAUGUGUUGUUUCGACCUAAAAGGAGCACUUUGCGUAGCCGAUCUGACGUGGAUCUUGUUAGAACGUUCCAGUUCCGGAAUUCAGGCCAGACAUACUCUGGUAUCCCAAUUAUGGUAGCCAACAUGGACACAACAGGAACUUUUGAGAUGGCAAAAGCUGUUGGAAAGCAUCUGAUGUUCACUGUCAUACACAAGCAUUAUACAGUAGAUGACUGGAUUGAGUUUGCCAAGAAUAACAAGGAUAUUUUAGAGCACGUGGCAGCCAGUACUGGGACAGGCUCUGGUGAUUUAAAGAAGUUGAAGGACAUACUUGAUGCUGUCCCUGAUAUCAAAUAUCUAUGUGUAGAUGUUGCCAAUGGUUAUUCUGAACAUUUUGUACAGUUUGUGCGGGAUUGUCGUAAAGAAUUCCCCAAACAUACCAUUAUGGCAGGUAAUGUGGUUACCGGGGAGAUGGUGGAGGAGCUGAUACUGUCUGGUGCCGACAUUAUCAAGGUUGGUAUAGGACCUGGCUCUGUGUGUACCACCAGGAAGAAGACUGGGGUAGGAUACCCUCAACUUAGUGCUGUCAUAGAGUGCGCAGAUGCUGCCCAUGGUCUUGGUGGGCACAUAAUUUCUGAUGGUGGAUGUACAUGUCCUGGUGAUGUAGCUAAAGCAUUUGGAGCUGGUGCUGACUAUGUAAUGGCCGGUGGAAUGUUUGCCGGUCACGACGAGUCUGGUGGAGAGAUCGAGGAGAAGAACGGGAAAAAAUUUAAAAUGUUUUAUGGUAUGAGUUCAGCUACAGCCAUGAAGAAACAUGCAGGAGGAGUUGCAGAAUACAGAGCGUCAGAGGGUAAGACUGUACAGAUUGACUAUCGUGGACCCGUAGAAGUUACUGUACAAGAUAUACUCGGUGGUCUUCGAUCAACUUGUACGUACGUAGGUGCUGGUAAACUUAAAGAACUGAGUCGUAGGACAACAUUUAUACGGGUGACACAACAAUUGAACGAGGUGUUUGCUGCUAGUACCAAGGAACAUUGAUAAACCGAAGAUCUUGUUUGGCUUUUUAUGUGGUUUUAUUUUUAUUCCUAGGCUUUGAAAGCUUAUUCAACACAUUCUGUUCCCUUUGUUCCUCAUAUACAAUAUUAUUUGAUGUUUUAAUCACAGUGAAAAUUUAUAAUUUUAUGAACAAUAAUGACAUGAAAAAAAAUCAGCGUGAACAGGUUAAAUGAAGCGUUGAUAGUAACUUUGUUGUGUUCUGUUUAUUCAUUGAUGUUAAGUUUGUAUUUUAUAUUGAAACAAGUUUUGUUAUAAAUGUUACUUAACAUUAUUAAUUUACUUCAGUAGCUUUGGUGCUAUGUUAAAACUAUCAAUAUAGAACAAUUUGGCAUGAUUUGUAGACAUAGUGUUCGGUUGUAUAGUGAUAUUGAUUAAAUUAUAGUUCUGGCUUGGAGAUGAAAAAUAUAGAUUUGCUACAGCUCUGAUAUUGUUACAUUGUUGUUAAUUUUGAGCUGUUUAUAUUGAGUCUUAAUUUUCUGAAUGUCUAAAAAAUGAUGUAUAGGGUCAAAGAGGAUGUACUGUUGUGGGUUUUAUAAUGCCAUAUCUAUCACCUUGUUUGACCUUUAUUCAGAAUAUCUAUACCGACCUGUCUAUUAUAAAUGCAAGGAAUGUGGCGGGGUAUUUUUCUUUUGUGAUAUUUAAAAGGACUAUAAACCAUGCAUCACCUAUUAAGAAGUGGUUUGUCCAUCUUAGCAAAUGGUAAUGGUUUGGAAAGUGUUGUUGAUGAGAUAUGAAAUUCAAUAAUAUCAAAAAAUUUAGGUAUAUAUUGUUGUUAUGACCAAGCAGUAUCAAAUUUUGUGAUUAUACAACAUUAAUUUCCAAAUAGAUAUCAAUUGAUAAAUCAUUCUAAUUUCACAGAAUAGAUCAAAGCAGCAUCCCUCCAGAUUCAUGCUAAUUUUCAUGAUUGUAUUUAAAUGUAUAAACAGUAAAAUAUCGUAAGUGAACAAAGAAAGUAUUUUUUUUAAUUGCAAACAGCACUUUAAACAACAAAAAUUACAAAAAAUAAGUCAGAAUAUGUUAAAUAGAAACACAGUAGUAAUAUGUUGAUAAAUACUGUUAAAUUUGUCAUUAACUGCAUAUAACCUGUAAUUACUUUUUGAAUGGUGACUAUUUUUUCUUUUCUUAAUAUCUUACAUUUUUCUUGAGUUUGAUUUUCCUUAAAUAUUUGGCUGCUCUGGAGGCAUGCAGCUUUAAUGAUUUACAGGCUUUGUACACUGUACUGCUUUCUGCCAAAGACUAAUUUUAACAUGUAUAUGAUGAUUUUACACUGUAACAGUAUUGUUUAAUGUAAUCUCAAAACAAAAUGUAACCUCCCAUUUAACCUUUAAAGACUUUACUUACUUACUUACCUUUCUUUUAGGAUAUCAUAUGUACAUGUAUUGGUAUAGUUGUUAAAAAUUGGAAGUAUUUUAUGAAUUGAUGAUAUUUUUAUUAAAUUUUGCUUAUUGUAUUAGUGUGAUUUAAGUUUUUUAUAUAACUCAUUUUAGUUUGCUUGAUGAGUUAAGUAAGAAAAUCUCACAAAUGAAUACCAGAAAAAGGAUAUUUAUUUUCUUCUUUAAGUUAUGAUCUUUGCGAACAAUUUAAAAUAUUUGAUGCACGUGAUCCAUCACCGAAGCUGAUAAUGUAAGUAUUAUUAUAAAAAAUAUUUGCUCAAUUUAUGGGUUGCUAAGGAAAAUACUUCUUUUGCAUUUAUAAAUAAUAAGGAAUAACAUACCUUACAUGGAUUUGUUUUUAUUUAUACCUGUCAGUUGGCUUUUAAAUAAUUUAAUAUUUAUUUAGUACCGCUUCCGUGGUUGAGGGGUUAGAGUUGAUGACUUCUAAUCCAGUUACCUCGCUGGCGUGGGUUCAAUCCCCUGGAGAUGCUUUGGUAGUUUAGCACGGAGGAAGGUAGUCUAGUAGUGGUGUAACUCUCCAGGAACGAUGGUUAGGAAACUACCUGCCUAUAUGACUGAAUACUGUUGGGAAAAGGCGUAAAAUGAAAAAAACAAACAAAAAUAUUUACGAUGUCAGCCAUCUGAUUAAAAUGUGUAGUGACUGCCUAAUCUGGUACUAUUAUAUUUUUACCUGGUCUUAAAACUUAAUGGUGUGUAACUGCGAGGAAGAGUUACAAGCUGACUGCCAAAAGUGUUCAAGUCAUUUUACUAGAAAUAUUUUUUUUGAACAACAUGAUUUCUUUCCUCUUUGGACUUUUACUAUUAUGUUCAAGUGAUGUGCAGCACACUUUAUAUUUUUAGAAAUAGCACACAGUACUUUGGAUCUUAUAGCAUUAUAGCCAUGUCUCAAACAGCAUCAAAACAUCAAAUGGACUUUGACUCAGUCUAUGAAAGGUUUACGAGUUGACUGCUAGGUCAGAUUAAUGCUUUGAGGCCCUUGCAGUGGCGUGUACUUUUGUUUUUGGUUUUUUUAUAGAUUACCUCAUAGUUCAACUAAUUUUGUACAAAUUUCCUUUUUCAAGUUUUGCUAGGAGCAGUGUGAUAGUUUCUUUGAGAGAAAUUUAAAUCUGCAUGUUCAUAAAUUUUUAAUGAAAAGUAUUUGUUAUGUUUACAAGUUACACAUGUAACAAGUUUUAGAGAUAUUACCUUGUUUUUCUGCGUGGUAUUGGAAUACCAGUUUUUAUCAUAACAGAAAUCAGCAAAAUCUUUUUACUGUGUUUUAUUGUUUGAAUUACACCCAGAAGGCUGUUUCUCAUUUUGCCUAGGUUUAAGUCAUAAUAUUUUUGAAUAAAUAUUUUAAAAAUGU
Molecule: messenger RNA, 3920 nt
Organism: Ruditapes philippinarum (Manila clam)
Lineage: Eukaryota; Metazoa; Mollusca; Bivalvia; Venerida; Veneridae
Product: GMP reductase 2-like
Exons: 7
Coding region: 108-1163 (351 amino acids)
Biological process (GO): nucleotide metabolic process
Cellular component (GO): GMP reductase complex
Molecular function (GO): GMP reductase activity
Source: RefSeq, a predicted model, not a curated record